CCAUAAAUUGGUCUUAUCCACCAAAAUCCAUUAAAUCAAACCUCAAUCUUUUUAUCUACUUUUGUUUCUUCACUGAAAAUUCUUCUCAAUAAAAAUGGCUGCUUGUUCCUUCUCUACAUCUUCUUCUACUUCACUUCAUCUCUUCACUCAAAAGCACAUUUCCUUAACCACUAAAAACACACAUUUCAUCAACUUCAAGAUUAACUCUAUAAAACCAACAAAACUCAAACCCCAUUUCACCAUUUCUCCUCUUUUCAAUAGGUCUUCAAUCCAUUUUUCUACUUUUGCUGUAUCUGAUGAUGAAGUUUCAUUUUCGCCCGAAAAAGAAAUUCAAGAAAGAGAUGAAGUUGCAUUAUCGCCCGAAGACGAAGAAAUUCAAGAAGAUGAAGAGAAAGAAGAAGGAGAUGGAGUUGUUGAAGAUGGAAGAAUGUAUGUGGGGAAUUUGCCAUUUUCAAUGACACCUUCACAAUUGUCUGAAAUCUUUGCUGAAGCUGGUACAGUUGCUAAUGUUGAGAUCGUUUAUGACAGAGUUACAGAUAGAAGUCGUGGAUUUGCAUUUGUUACAAUGGCAAGUGUUGAAGAAGCAAAGGAGGCAAUUCGGUUAUUUGAUGGAGCUCAAGUUGGAGGUCGUACGGUCAAGGUGAACUUCCCUGAAGUUCCAAGAGGAGGUGAAAGGGAAGUAAUGAGUGCAAAGAUAAGAAGCACAUAUCAAGGUUUUGUAGAUAGCCCUCACAAACUAUACGUUGCGAAUCUUAGCUGGAACCUCACUUCUCAAGGUCUGAAAGACGCUUUUGCUCACCAGCCUGGAUUCUUGAGUGCAAAAGUCAUCUAUGACAGGGCCUCGGGAAGAUCUCGAGGUUUUGGGUUCAUCACAUUUUCUUCAGCUGAAGCAAUGAAUGCCGCACUCGAUACCAUGAAUGAAGUGGAUCUUGAAGGACGGCCGUUGCGACUAAAUGUGGCUGGGCAGAGAGCUCCGGCAUCUUCUCCACCAGUAGUCGAAACAAGUCCUGAAAAUGAUUCCGAGGACGAUGAAAUACUUUCUAGUCUCAGCUCAUAAGAUCAUCGAGAUUCAUAACAGAUUUGGCGAUUUGGAGAAAUGUAGAGUUUUAUAUGCGACAGAUACAUGCAUUUUCCAGCUUGUGUAAACUUGAUGCUGGUAAGCUGUGUUGCUAGUUGCCUGUACAUUUCUUGCAAAAAUUCCAUAGAUAAAAGAUGUAUUUUGAUUGUAAUAUAACUCAACACUAGAAUCAGUAGCGAUAACUCUUUGUAAAAUACACAAUGCUCAUGUAUUCUACUAUUUGUUCCUCCCUUUACUAGAAGCUUAAAAUUA
This is a messenger RNA of Lycium ferocissimum, 1330 nucleotides long. Its product is annotated as 33 kDa ribonucleoprotein, chloroplastic-like. Gene Ontology annotation, molecular function: mRNA binding. Lineage: Eukaryota; Viridiplantae; Streptophyta; Magnoliopsida; Solanales; Solanaceae. The record is from RefSeq and is a predicted model, not a curated record. The coding region runs from base 95 to 1057 and encodes 320 amino acids. Gene Ontology annotation, cellular component: cytosol. The transcript is spliced from 5 exons.